Messenger RNA from Pomacea canaliculata, 1495 nucleotides. Its product is annotated as probable G-protein coupled receptor 139. Gene Ontology annotation, molecular function: G protein-coupled receptor activity. The transcript has a single exon. Gene Ontology annotation, biological process: G protein-coupled receptor signaling pathway. Gene Ontology annotation, cellular component: plasma membrane. NCBI's taxonomy places the organism in Eukaryota, Metazoa, Mollusca, Gastropoda, Architaenioglossa, Ampullariidae. The coding region runs from base 1 to 1056 and encodes 351 amino acids. The record is from RefSeq and is a predicted model, not a curated record.
AUGAGUGUUGAAAACAGUACAGAGGCAGAUUCUGAAGGAGCAGAUUUCGAAUCGUUGCUGUUUUCUCAAGCGACUGAAAUAACAUGGAAGUUCAUCCCGCCUGUCAUCAUCGUGCUCGGCACCUUCGGCAACGUGAUGACCAUCGUGAUGAUGAGGCGAAUGAGCGAGGGCCAGUCGUCACACACUAUGUCCUUGUACUUCACAGCGCUGGCCGUGUCCGACCUGACGAUUCUGUAUGUUGGGCUGCUCCAUAAAUGGCUUCUGAACGGUUUUGACAUCAACGUUUUACUCUUUCACGACGCACUCUGCAAGCUGCAGUUCUUUCUCAUUAACACGUUUGGAACAAUUUCAGCAUGGCUUCUAGUUUCCAUGACGACGCAGAGAGUUUUUUCAGUUGCAUGGCCUUACUGGAAGAAUGUGUCCUGUCCCGUUAAUAGGUUUGUUCUCAAUCUGAUCAUAAUUAUAAUUGUACCUAUAGGUGUUAACAGCUACAGGCUGUAUGCAUAUAGUGUGCUAACCAGGCCUAACUCUUUAGAAAUUAUCUGUGGAGUUAUGGUGAACAAGGCUUUAGUAUACUUCGACUGGUACGUGUAUCCCUACAUCGACUUGACAAUAGCCUCACUGUUGCCAUUUGGUAUCCUGAUGAUUGGUAACAGUGUGUUAGUGUGGAAGGUGAUUCAGUCUGUACACGUGGCCCGUGUGAUGACCGCCGGAGGUUGUGACCAGGUCAACAGUCGCCAGAAAAAGGCCUCGUCACUCACCCUCACUCUCAUCACCGUGUCGCUGGCCUUUCUUCUACUGACAGCCCCAGUCUGUGUUUGUAUCGCACUGAAUCCCUUCAUCGAGACAACGGGAAGCCAGGCAUCGCCAAAGACGAAGUUUGCUUGGGUGGUAUGUGACCUGUCCUGGUACAUCAACAGCGCCAUCAACUUUUACUUAUAUUGCUUAAGCGGCACAAAGUUUAAAAAUGAGUUGAGACGUUUAGUUUGCACACAAUGUCAUUUAGAUAAAAUAAUGAUAAGUCAUGUCGUUACUCACUCGAUGCCGCCCGGUUAGACACAAAAAGGUAAAAAAAAAAAAAAAAAAAAGGACGAGUCAAUAAACGUAUGCGACCUACAUGCAUUUAUUUUGAAUCGGUGUAUGGGAGCAUACUAAGCCUGCCAUACUCCUGUGGAGCAUAUUGCGGUACCCAAAUUUUAUGCAAGCGCACACAACUCCUCUCGGUUAUAAAAUUUAUGGAUUCGUGACUCCGACAGGUUGCCAUGGUUUCAUGUCUUAACCGAUUACACUUGCUGAAGUAAAAGUUCUUUCAAUGGACGUCAAAGAAAGGCAGGAUCUCAUUUUCAUUUCUCCUAAAUGUUACACUCGCUUUUGUGGCAGAAGAAUGACUUUGACUGUUAAAAUGUGAUUAUUUAAUCUGUUUUGUCCCCGUUUCUCCAGCACAUUGGCAACGUUCAGAUUGAGGCUUUAUUAGGUAAUACAGAAAUAUUCAGCU